ACAGUCUGCUGGGCUCAGUGUGUCAGAAGAAGCAACCAUGCAGGUGCUAACCAAGCGUUACGCCAAGAACAGCCUGCUGUCUGUCAUGGACCGGUACUCAGCUGAGGUGCGCAACAUGGAGCAGGUGGUAAUGAUCCCCAGCCUUCUUCGGGACGCACAGCUGAGUGGGCAUGGGGGCCCAGCCAAGGCCAGGGCCUCUGAUCUCUACACCUACUUCACCAUGCUCAAGGCCAUUCGCAUGGAUGUGGACCAUGGGCUGCUGCCACGGGAAGAGUGGCAGGCCAAGGUGGCAAGCGGUGAAGCCGAGGAGGCUGAGAAUGGAACCGCAGAGACAAAGGAAGUUGCGGAUGAGAGUGCCUCAGGAGAGCUGGGGCUGGAAGCCCAGUUCCACCUGCACUUCUCCAGCCUUCAUCACAUCCUCACAUACCUCACUGAGAAAGCCCAGGAGGUGACAAGGAAAUACCAGGAAAUGACAGGACAGGUCCAGUAGACCUGGGACACUAGGGAAGAUCCCUUCACAUGAUAGAAGGCAGACUCUGUGAUGAGGCCAGUGGAGCAGUUCACUAGCCGAUGAUGAGAACAGAAAAGCCUAGACCUGCAGCCAGAAGUGAAGAUGGCUCAGUUCUCCGGGAUGAUUCUCUUAUCUCCUUCUGAGCACCAAUUCCUGGACUCCAGUCACUGGCUCACCUUUAGUCUGUUGCUAUUCACUGCUCCCCUCACUCCUCUUACCAGCUUGGCGGGGUGACAAGUGGUUCAAGAGGGACUAGACAGUUACCUGCCCAGUGUGGUAUGGUAGGAAGAACGUAGGUGUUGGCAUGUGACCAAAAUUCACAUCCCUCCUCAUGGCAGUCAUUCAGUAUGUGCACUUGGGCAAGUUAUUUAACCCAAUGGAGCCUAAAUUCCCUCAUCUAUAAAAUGGGGAUAUUAUCUACCUCACAAGCUUGUGAAAAUUAAACAUGAUGAAUCAAAAGCACUUGGCAUGUGAGGGCUAAUAAAAUAGCCUGAUUUUUUUUCUCCCCCGCUCCCCUAUGUAUUUGCUCUAACCCUUGCUUUUUACUCACCAGAGCUGAGAGGUAGCAGAGUCUCUUGGGAUGAAUGCUUCACCUCUUGUACUUGCCAAACACUGAUAAGGCCAAGGACAAGUGAACUAUAAACCUAUUUAUUGCAGCAAUAAAAAACAAAAUCUUGU
This is a messenger RNA of Sapajus apella (tufted capuchin), 1189 nucleotides long. RefSeq names its product thyroid hormone responsive (gene THRSP). The transcript is spliced from 2 exons. Bases 38 to 490 code for a protein of 150 amino acids. NCBI's taxonomy places the organism in Eukaryota, Metazoa, Chordata, Mammalia, Primates, Cebidae. The record is from RefSeq and is a predicted model, not a curated record. Gene Ontology annotation, biological process: regulation of lipid biosynthetic process. Gene Ontology annotation, cellular component: cytosol.